AUGAACAACCACCCAUCCGGGACCGCGCCAGCGUAUGGCAACUCUUCUCAUCCAGGUACGCCAUCAGAUGCACUCGUAUCUGGGGCAUGAGAGCUGAUCCGGAUGUGCCUUUGCGCGCCGGUUUCCCGUCACUUGCGAACGGGGUUCGUUGACUCCACAGCCUACGCUUCCACCGCGAACCACUGGCAACAACAACAACACCAGCAGCCACCUCAACAGCAAAACUCGAGCUUUGGUCAUGUCUCGAGCGUGAGUGGUCCGCUUUCUUCUGCUUUCGUCGCGCUGCUGGGCCAAGCUAAUCAGACUUACUACGCCCACUCCAUCGUCCGGUGCCGUGUACCCUCUGAUCCAGCAGAGUCACUCGAGACAAGCAUCGUCUUCUCGGGCCCAUGGUCACAGUCAUCCAUCCGACAAGACCAAUGCCAAUGCCAAUACCACGGCCUCGAGCUCGAACGCCCAACACGCCGCCUACGACUCGUCCGCCAAUGCGUCCCCGUAUGGCUACAAUGCACAAGGGUACCACCUCGAGCAACAACUAGCUUCUCAACAGCAGAAGCAACAACAGCUCGCAGCCGCUUCAUCGGCUCGAUCUGCCGCAGUCCAGAACGUCCCCCCCUCGGCCGCAACUGUGCCCGUCGUAUCCGCUCCCCCACCACCGGCGCCCGCCACCGCCGCGCCGACAUCACCCAGAAUACCCAUGGCCGAGCGGGAUGUAUACAUGCUGUCAGUCCGGAUUCUUGGUGGCCUCGCAAUACGAGACAGAAAUCCGCUGACACUUCUCGUUGCUUCCCCUCCACUGUCAGAUCCCUCCCCUCGCAGGACCAGCGCAUCUAUUAUGACACCGAGUCUGGAUCCUCGGACGAAGAUCGAGACCCUAGCGAUCUCGACUCGGUGUACGACACAUCUUCCCUCGCACGUUCGACGACGAACCGGGGUCACAAGCUGUCACGCUCGAGCGCGCACAUCCGUCGUGGGCGACUAGGCGCCUUCCCUCAUACCGACACGGGGGGCUUCGAGCCCACGACGUGCACGAAACGACGCAAGUUGCUGUCAGGAUUACCGCCCUGUUCCGGGCCUGGCGCCUUGGCCGUCGCGCCGAAUCUUCAUCUCAUCCCUCGCGGAUCCAAACCAAGACCACGCCCCGCCGUCUUGCCCCCCGUGCCCCAAAGUCCUCUCGAUCUCUUGUUGACGCCCGGGUUGCAGUACACCCUCGGACCCAAGAACCAAACUUUCAAGACAUUGGGAAUGAGUGCGAUGGGGCUGAUCGAGCAAGAGGGGCCUUUGAUCGGCAGCCUUGGCCGCGUCUGCGCUGGUCUGAGAGGCGAAGGGUUCGACUUUAGGUACCAUGGCGAUGAUACGCUGUCGAAGCGAUCGGACCAGGAACGCGUGCAGAGGCAGGAUAAGGAACGGCUUGCGAAGGAGCAGAGGAAGUUGGAGGCUGAAGAGAAGAAGAGGGCACAAGAGGCGCAGGAGAGGGAGGUCAAGCGAUUGGAGGAGGAGAAACAACGCAAGGAGACGGAGGAAAGGGAGGCGAACGAGCGCGUCGAAGCGGAUGAGAAGAAGAGGGUUGAGCAGCAGGAAGCGGACAAGAGGAAGGCAGAAGAGGACCGACGGCAGGCGCAAGAUGAGGCCACACGCAUCGAGGUGCAACAGGCUGACCAGGAGCGCGAUGCCGAGCGCAAGGCCGAGCAGGUCGAGAUGGCCAACAUGCAAGACGCCGCGACAGCUCAGACCGAGAAGGAGAUCCCCGCAACAGCGGUCAACGAUACUGUGGCUGCCAGCGAGGCUGCGCCUGCGGCAGCUGUCGCUGAGACGGUCGCUGAUGCUGAGGUGCCGAUGGAGCAAGCUGCCGCCGUCAAUGCACCCUCAGUCGCAGCUGGAACCGAAACGAAGGCGCCGGACGACGCGAUGGAAGUCGAUGAAGCUGUUCCUUCGUUACCCGUUGUCGAUCUGGGCGCACUGCCAUUGCUGCCCGACAUGAACGCCCCCCCCCCUCCGAGGCUGAUGACGCAGCGAUGGCGGCGGCUCUUGCGGCUGAAGACGAUGAAGGGACCGCAACGCGAAGGCGAUCCGGACGCGUUGCGAACCGACCUCAACCGCAGAACGUUGCCGAGUCCGGAGAGGAGGAGGACCUGAUCGCCGAAGAGCCGACCACGUCGGCCUCGGCCAAGACGAAUGGAGCCACAUCCGCGAUCGGCAUUGAAGGCCCCAUUGAAGAGCCAACCCCCGAAGACAAGUCGAUGGUCGAGGAGUUGCCGGAAUACGUCAAACGUUUGGUCGAUCCCGAGCUCUAUGUGCGCAGUUUGUUCGUGAGCUCGGAAAGCGUCGAAAUGCCCAUCACAAGACCGGGCUUGCCCGGACAACCUGCGGUGACGUUGAUGGAGAUGGUAUCUCCGAAUGAUCAGGAGGUCUUGUUGCAUGACUGCCUAACGUGAGUGUGGUGAACUGUAACUUCGUGAUGAGAUUCUCGCUUGCUGAUAUCCAUGAGCCUUGUUCAUUCACCAUAGCGAUCUGCAUCGCUUCCUCGCUGAUUCGCUUGAAUACCGCGAUCGGUUAUCCGAAAUCCGGGAUGGCGUACUCGGCGUCGAACGGAGACGCAAGGGGAUGUGGAAAGUUGUGCGCACCGUUGCGGAGGAUUGGUUGCGAGAGGAGGCCGAGGCGCAGCAGAAUGCUGGGUAG
Molecule: messenger RNA, 2679 nt
Organism: Microbotryum saponariae
Lineage: Eukaryota; Fungi; Basidiomycota; Microbotryomycetes; Microbotryales; Microbotryaceae
Source: the annotation of a GenBank genome assembly